Messenger RNA from Knipowitschia caucasica, 1404 nucleotides. Lineage: Eukaryota; Metazoa; Chordata; Actinopteri; Gobiiformes; Gobiidae. The record is from the annotation of a GenBank genome assembly.
AUGGCUGCUGCUUUGACGCUGGAGGAAGAGCAGGUAGGCCACGGGUCCGGUUUUGGGUCUGUUUUGUGUUUUUAUGUGUUUUUAUUGGCUGAAAACGUCGCUUUGGCCGCCGUGCGUAAGUUGCCAAAUCCCAGCAUCCGGAUAUUUUCGCUUCGUGGCGUGUUCUGGUUGGGGUGCGGGUUGCCAGAGCGCGUCCCCGUCGACGUAAACAGCAUUGGGGGGUGUCGGGUGUUGAACGUGCGCGUGAUCGUGGUUUUAUUGCGUGAUAAGUGCCAUAGACUGUUGUUACGUGUUUGUGCAGAAGAGCGCGCUCCGUGGAAACUUUCUGACCCGAGAAUAACAGUUACUGAAACCCCACUCUCGAUCACGAGAUCCAAUCCAUCCCAAUCUCUCAACCCCGAUCGUCCCACCACCCUCUCCUACCAGCUCCCUCGCUCCACUCCCACUAAUCGAUCCGGUCCUCCCCCCGCAACUCCCCUCUGGAUUCUAUUCUUCCCAAAGAGCCUCAGCUUCUCUGUGCCGGUACUUCUGGCCUCCGUCCUGUCUGUCCCGACCCCUCCCUCCAACCAAGCCACACAGCUCCAUCGACCCCCACCUCCCCUCCAUCACCCCUCGUCCGAUCAGUGGCACGAUCUUCACAUAAAAGAUCCACUUCGGCCACCUCCUCGCAUUCAUUUGCACCCGCGCAAUGUUACACCAAUCGGCCCGCCUCCCUCUCUCCUCUUCCUCUCCUCUCUGGGCCUCAAUCCGUCAGAUUAUACGAGUUCUUCAUUCCUCUCUCAUCCGGUCUCCUCCCUCUCAUCUUCGCGAAUCGUCUCCGUCAUACUCCCCGACUCGUCACCGGCUCUCGCUAUCUCACAUCUCCCAGCCUGCUCUCACUCUGGGGGGGGCCUCAGAGAGUUCGUCCUCUUUCUCAUCCAAACCUCUCUCCCAACCCCUUCUCUCUCUCUGGUCGUCCAUCCGAUCCCCCUCGCUCGUCUCUCCUUCUCCGAUCGUUUCCUCAACAUCCUCCUCUCUGGGCCUCCUUCACGCAACAGUGCUCUCUCGGCCGUCGACCCGCUCCAUGUCCUCUCCAAGCCCUUCACACCUCCUUCCCUCAUUCGUCUCCGCAUCGCGUCUCGAGCAAAUCAAACGUCCUCCCAUCCACUGCCCUCCAUCACUCCGCCUCAGCUCACGGCCAGUCCCUCCAGAUGCCCCGCGGCCAUUUCGCCCUCUUCGCCUACGUCGGGAAUUGUUCGCCGAAAACCUACAAUCCAGGUCUAUCCAUCAAUGGUCUCAACCUCUCCAGAAGUGGGGACUCCUCCGAUAACGCCUCUGACUUCUGCCCGCAAGGGAGCGUCUCCCAGCUCGUGGAAUGUCUACCCCUCGGAAAACUUCUGCGUUCCGUUCGAGUCUGACCGCUAG